Molecule: messenger RNA, 1969 nt
Organism: Volvox carteri f. nagariensis
Lineage: Eukaryota; Viridiplantae; Chlorophyta; Chlorophyceae; Chlamydomonadales; Volvocaceae
Gene: nuoA9
Product: NADH:ubiquinone oxidoreductase 39 kDa subunit
Exons: 9
Coding region: 119-1306 (395 amino acids)
Cellular component (GO): mitochondrion
Molecular function (GO): protein-containing complex binding
Source: RefSeq, a predicted model, not a curated record
UAUUUCGUGCCGCCAUGCUAUAACUCUGCUGCUUCGUGCAGCCUGUAGGAGUCAUAACGUAGUAAAGGGCGGUUGCCGCAGCCCGCGAGGCAUUAGUUUUUGAGCGGCAGAAGACGAAAUGCUGCCCAUCCUUGCAAGGAACGCGACAGGCUCUUCCUUGGCGCGCUUGGCAGGUUUGCGCUGGGCUGCCGCUGCCUCGGCGAAUCAGGAAUACAGUAGCCUCUUGACUGUUGAAAAGCAUGGACCUGGCGGAAGGUCAUCGGUCAGCGGCGUUGUUGCAACUGUCUUCGGCAGCAACGGCUUUGUGGGCUCCUAUAUUGUGAAUGAGCUGGCGAAGUGCGGUUCUCAGGUCGUCUGCCCGUUCCGGAGCACGGAGAAUGAGGCCAUGCACCUUAAGCAAAUGGGCGACCUUGGGCAGGUUGUGCUGCUGCCAGAGCUUGACAUCCGGAACGAUGAACACAUCAAACGGGCGAUCAGCAGGUCCAACGUCGUCAUCAACUGCGUUGGCAUGCGGCUUCAGACUAUGAACUGGAGCUUCGAGGACGUGCAUGUGGACUUCCCUAAGCGGCUUGCGAAGAUUGCCGCGGAGUCCGGGCACGUGGACCGCCUUAUCCACUUCAGCGACAUGGGCGCGGAUGUGAAUCACAAGUCAAAGCGCAUGCGCACGAAAGCGUUGGGCGAUGAGGCUUUGCUUGAGGCAUUCCCCUCCGCCACAAUCAUGAGGCCCGGCGACAUCGUGGGCAUUGAGGACCACUUUUACAACUACCUGAUCUACCAGCUGACGCUCACGGUAUUUGCGCCUGUGGUGGAGACGGGUUCCAACAAGUUGCAACCCACCUACGUGUUGGACGUGGCGGACGCAGUGACCUCAGCGCUGCGGAAGCCGGAGAGCAAGGGCCAGACUUACUACCUCGGCGGGCCGGAGGUGCUCACCGUUCGCGAGGUGUACGACCUGCUGCUGAAGACCCUGCGCAUCCACCGGGAUGAUACCUGGCACCUUCCCGCAUGGAUCGUCAAGGCCAUGUACAAGCCCAUGGACUCCGUUCGCCGCAAGCUGCCGGGGUUGCCGAUGACCAGCCCCAUGGCGACGGAUGACUACGUCGAGGAAUGCCUGCGCGACAAGGUGGUGCCGGCAGGCGUCAAGGGCUACGCUGACUUGGACAUAGUGCCACAGAAGGUGACGGACGGCCUGCCCAUCGAGCCGGUUCGCCAUGCACGUGUGGGCGGCUACAGGUGGGGUGAUAUGGCCAAUGUGGCCAAGGACGUCCCGGAGUCUGUGCGGAAAUACUACAACAUCAAGCAGUGAAAGGUGUCGAUUGCUCGAGCUUCCGUGCAUUACAUGCUCUUGGCGGCUGUCUGCCCGUGAUGGUCGACUGCCGCUCUGCUUUCAGCGCCGCCUGCCGACGUGGGACUCCUGGCGGAAGGCUACUAUAACCGGCGCUGGCCACGCACCCUUGCUGGUUGCCUGUUGGCCAGCGGUUUUUGGACGAGGGCCGCUGUACAGGAAUUGCAUGUCUGGUGUGUUAGUCUGAUGCGUGGCAUGUAAAGGAAAAAGGCUUAUCUGCAUUAUGUGGUCGGUAGAUCUUGCACUUCGCGCGUCUUCCUCUGGGUGCGUAUUCCGCGUGUAUGGUGACUCCACUGGUGGCUGGGGUGCGGCUUAGCUCUGCGUGUGGUUCUGUUGCCUUCAGGAAUGGUAGUUGCUUAGUAGGGGGCUGGAAGUCCUGCGGGGGAGGUUCCUCACCAUCGCGCAGUUGACAGAAAGGUAAAGGUGUGUCUACCGGGUUUUCCUUCCCUAGUAACUGGCGUGCAUGGUACGAUGCAGAUGGCAUUCCCCAUAAAUGAAGUGAAAGUUUGACUCGCCAAGCCCACAUUUCAAAGUUCCAUGUCCCCGCUGUUGUUAUGCAAAGUUCAAAACUGCACUGUCCAGGAUGGAUUUCGGCAGGAGGUUUGUAAACGCGAGAGGAUGAAG